Daldinia decipiens is the source of this 1259-nucleotide messenger RNA. RefSeq lists its product as uncharacterized. The transcript has 5 exons. Lineage: Eukaryota; Fungi; Ascomycota; Sordariomycetes; Xylariales; Hypoxylaceae. The record is from RefSeq and is a predicted model, not a curated record. The coding region runs from base 50 to 1183 and encodes 377 amino acids.
UCCCUACCCCCCCAAAAUUAUAUCAUGAUAUAGGGAUUUGUGGUCGUCGAUGCUUGCAAAAGAAAAGAAAACAGUAAAAAUGGGGUUUGAGUUAUGGAAGAACUCUACAGAAUUCGCGCAGCUUAUUGUGCUAACAAUAUUUACACCCAUUGGCAUCGGGCUAACGGUGUUACGUUUUGUUGCGGCCUAUCGUGGCAUGCGUAAACCAGGUCUUGAGGACUGGAUGGCCGUGCUGGCUGCCUUGUUCUUCAUGCUAACCAAUCUUGGAGCUCUGAUAGCAAUUAGCAUUCUCAAUGGGCGCCAAAUUGCCGAGGAAGUUGCUCAAAGUCCACUGGACUAUGAGCAUAUGCGCAAGUGGGAUAUUGCCGCCCUUUACUUCUACUUUGCGCACACGCUCUCCGUGAAGCUUAGCGUCCUCGCUCUCUAUUACCGGAUCUUUAGUGUAAACCGCCCCUAUAGGAUCUGGAUCUACUUGUUGGGAGCGGCACAAACGGUUCUAUUCAUCAUCUUUUGCAUCUUCCAGGCCCUACAAUGCAGACCGUUUAACAGAUAUUUUGACCUCUCGAUACCGGGGACUUGCACGGACGAAGGAACGGUGAUAAUCGGUGGCGAGACGCCAAACUCGCUCAUCGAUUUUGCUAUGGUUAUUCUUGCCAUGUUCAUGAUCCGGCCUCUUCAGCUCUCAUCUGCUAUGAAAUGGAGGCUCAGGGUUCUUUUUGGCCUUGGCGCCCUUGUUGGAAUAAUAGGCUUCAUCAAAAUCGCUAUUACUUACUCCCCGAGCAACCUCUACGCUUUCAGUAUGGUCUCCAUCUGGACCUGUGUUCAGAUGUUCGUCUCUUUGCUCUGCUGCUGCCUACCCGUGCUCCAUCCCAUCCUGCCGACCGCCGCGUUUUGGAGCCGGUUCUCCUCGCAUAUGGUCAGCUAUAUGACGUUUAGGCGGGCUUCGGGAGCACGAACGACAACACAGUCAGCAAAAGAGUCAAGCAAUGGUAAAGGGUUCCAUAGGACAAGAGAGCCCCGCCUGGCCGCCUGGGAGUAUCUGGAGGACAACAGUGCCCGGGGCCUCUCUUGGCCUGAGGCGACACACCAGACAGAUACUUAUGCCCUACGCGAACACAAUUUGCGAGGGGCACAUUCGGAAUCACACAGCAUACUGGUGGAAAGGCGAUUCGAUGUUGUCUAAUUGGAGGGUUGGCUACUGUACGGAGGGAUUGGGGGCCGUGUUGGAAGGAUUGGGGGUUGUAUUGGAAGGAUUGGGG